Molecule: messenger RNA, 975 nt
Organism: Myiozetetes cayanensis
Lineage: Eukaryota; Metazoa; Chordata; Aves; Passeriformes; Tyrannidae
Product: olfactory receptor 1509-like
Biological process (GO): G protein-coupled receptor signaling pathway
Cellular component (GO): membrane
Molecular function (GO): olfactory receptor activity; G protein-coupled receptor activity
Source: RefSeq, a predicted model, not a curated record
AUGGCUUGGGGCAACUUCUCCAGGGUGACUGAAUUCAUCCUCCUGGGCCUCUCUGACACCAGGGAGUUGCAAGUCCUUCUUUUCACCAUCUUCUUCCUGGCCUACACCAUGGUUCUGCUGGGGAACCUUCUCAUCAUUGUGGCAGUCAGGACUGACCCCAAGCUCUCCUCACCCAUGUACUUCCUCCUCUGUAACCUGUCCUUCAUCGACAUCUGCUGCACCUCUGUCACCGCUCCCAGGAUGCUGGUGGACCUGCUUUCCCGGAGGAAGGCCAUUGUGUUUGAAGGCUGCAUAGCCCAGCUGUUCUUCCUGCACUUUGCUGGCUCCUCGGAGAUGUUCCUCCUCACCGUGAUGGCCUACGACCGCUACACGGCCAUCUGCAAGCCCCUGCACUACACGGCCAUCAUGAGCCGCUGGGCCUGCUGGGUGCUGGUCUGCUCCUGCUGGGCAGGGGGGUUCCUCCACUCCAUCACCCAGACUCUGCUCACCAUCCAGCUCCCCUUCUGCGGCCCCAACACGAUCGACAGCUACUUCUGCGACGUGCAGCCCGUCAUCCGCCUGGCCUGCGCCGACACCUACGUCACCGAGUGGCUCAUGGCCUCCAACAGUGGCCUCAUAUCCCUGGGCUGCUUCCUGGUGCUGGUCAGCUCCUACACGCUCAUCCUGGUCUCCCUCCGGGGCCGCCUCACCCGGGGGCACUGGAAGGCGCUCUCCACCUGCGGCUCGCACGUGGUGGUCGUCACCCUCUUCUUCGUGCCCUGCAUCUUCAUCUACCUGAGGCCCCUCUGCACCUUCCCCUUCGACAAGUACAUCUGUGUCAUCUACACCAUCUUCUCCCCAGUGAUGAACCCCCUCAUCUACACCCUGAGGAACAGAGAGGUGAAGGAAUCCAUGUGGAGGUCCAUGAAGAAAUUUUUCCCAAUAUCCAAUUCAAAUUGCUGCAAAGGGAGUGGGAGGCUUAAAUUUCUGUUUUAA